GGGCAACGAGCCAACGCUACUUUCGUCUUCCUUUGUAGAAACAAUGAUUUGGGAGGUGUCGUAUCUAGUAUACGACAAAUGGAGGACCGCUUUAAUCGACACUACAAAUAUCCGUGGGUGCUGCUCAACGAGGAGCCAUUCACAGACGAUUUCAAACAGCGUGUAUCCGUACUUACUGAUGCCCCAAUAUCUUUUGGCCAAAUACCUAGAGAACAUUGGUAUCAACCUGACUGGGUUGACGAAGAAAAAGCUAGAAACGGCCGUUUGAAGAUGAUGGCUCAAGGUAUCAUAUACGCAGGAAGUGUACCAUACCGGAAUAUGUGUCGCUUCAACUCUGGAUUCUUCUUCCAGCAUGAACUCUUGCGACCCUAUCGCUACUACUGGAGGGUCGAACCUGAUGUCAAAUUCUUUUGCGAUGUUCAUUACGAUCCUUUCAAAUUUAUGGAACAGAAUAACAAGGUGUAUGGGUUUACGAUAACGUUGGUGGAGUGGGAAGCAACAAUCCCUACACUUUGGGCGACUGUCAAAGAGUUUAUAAAAGAAAAUCCCCAGUUCCUAAGUCCUCAAAACUCAAUGGAUUUCCUGUCAGACAACGGGGGUGACACAUACAAUCUCUGCCAUUAUUGGAGUAAUUUUGAGAUUGCAGACUUGGACUUUUGGAGAGGGGAAGCAUACCAAAAGUUUUUUGCGUUUCUAGAGUCGAAAGGUGGUUUUUACUACGAGCGAUGGGGCGAUGCACCCGUGCAUAGUAUUGCUGCAUCUCUAUUCGCUCGACGAGAUCAAGUCCACUUUUUCCGCGACAUCGGAUAUCGACACGACCCUUUCCAACAUUGUCCUCAAGGCGAUGAUUGGUCUCGGGGUCGAUGUUCGUGUGAUCCACGUGAUAACUUUGAUUAUGCUCCAAAUUCUUGUAUAAGACGACAUGAGUCGUUGUACACAUAGACUGUACUCAGUACUUUUAGUAGACUUAGAAAUUGACUAGGAGUUUUGAUGUGU
Molecule: messenger RNA, 996 nt
Organism: Laccaria bicolor S238N-H82
Lineage: Eukaryota; Fungi; Basidiomycota; Agaricomycetes; Agaricales; Hydnangiaceae
Product: glycosyltransferase family 15 protein
Exons: 12
Coding region: 79-942 (287 amino acids)
Biological process (GO): cell wall mannoprotein biosynthetic process; protein N-linked glycosylation
Cellular component (GO): Golgi apparatus; membrane
Molecular function (GO): alpha-1,2-mannosyltransferase activity
Source: RefSeq, a predicted model, not a curated record